Molecule: messenger RNA, 4258 nt
Organism: Stylophora pistillata
Lineage: Eukaryota; Metazoa; Cnidaria; Anthozoa; Scleractinia; Pocilloporidae
Product: DNA-binding protein RFX6
Biological process (GO): regulation of transcription by RNA polymerase II
Molecular function (GO): RNA polymerase II cis-regulatory region sequence-specific DNA binding; DNA-binding transcription factor activity, RNA polymerase II-specific
Source: RefSeq, a predicted model, not a curated record
AUGGUUAUACAAAAGGCAACAUUCAAACGCCAUAACCUUUGUUUACAGUCAGAUCAAACUCAAAGCGUAAAGCUUUUCGAGUUUCUUUGUUUUGGCGGCAGUUGCCAUGGUCACCAAAAAUCCUUUUGUGUAAGGUGGCAAGAGUUCAAUUAGUAGCCGUGCCGUGAUUGGUCAGACAGGCACGAGAGAAAGAAACACUGAUAAUUACUUAAUUAAGAUCCACAUGCGUGGGUCGAGGCAAUAAAUGACGUAACAACAUCACUCGCUCGCGCCUGUUGUGCAUUAAUAAUUCAUGAAUGAUUUCAGGAACCGUCAAAUGGCAAUAACAAGUCUUUUGUCUUUGAUUGCGGACUUCACUUUAAUUAUGCACCUCAGUUGAUGACUGCAGAUGCUUUUGCUCAAAUAAUCCGCCGCAGACAUUCACAUUCACCAAUCUUUUGCACGAACUAACGCUCUCUGUGUUUCAAAGUGAUCGAAAAUUUACAAACCAAAGCGAAUACAAACUCGUGAUGCCCAGCACGAGGAAUAGAAGUCGUGUAUCUGAUCAGUCAAGCAGCAAAAUCGACCUUAGUGAUUUUGAAAAGAAGGAAUUUGUCCCGCGACUGAAAAGAUGUAAACAUAAAACUAAAAAACCUCCGAACAGCAAGAAGUUACACGAGCAAUUCGAGGACCAGACCGAAGGCACUGAGUCGAUAAUGAAAGAUAGCAAGGCAAGAGUUCCGAAAACGAAGAAAGAACAACUAACGGAAACACUGCUUUGGCUUGAAGAAAACUAUGUAAUGUGUGAAGGUGUCUGUCUUCCCCGCUGCAUUCUGUAUGCUCAUUAUCUGGACUUCUGUCGAAGGCACAGUGUCGAUGCAGCAUGCGCUGCAACGUUUGGAAAGACGAUACGACUGAAGUUUCCUCAACUUACCACAAGACGGCUCGGAACCCGCGGCCAUUCAAAGUAUCACUACUACGGAAUAGGUAUCAAAGAAUCCUCUGCCUAUUAUCACUCGGUUUACUCAGGCAAAGGUUUAACGAGAUUUUCUGGAUCAAAAGUCAAGAAUGAGGGUUCAUUUUCUGUGCGAAAAUACUCACUCAGCUCCAAAACUGGAACACUAUUGCCAGAUUUCCCAAAUCCGAGACUUCUGGAGUUACCGGAGAAAAUAUCAUUAGAAAAGGUGGAGACGUUUGUAGUUAUGUACAAGACUCACUGUCAGUGUAUAUUGGACACCGCAAUUAAUGCUAAUUUUGACGAGAUAAAAAAUUUUCUUCUGCACUUUUGGCAAGGAAUGCCUGACCAUCUCUUACCACUGAUGAACACAGAGGUCGUAGCUGAUGUGAUUUGUGUUUGUGACUCAAUUUUAUACAAGGUUCUUAUGGAUGUUUUGGUUCCAUCUACAAUGCAGGAUGUACCAGAAGGUCUCCUCGCUGAUAUCAGGACGUUCGCGAGACAUUUGGAGUCCUGGGUAAUAGCUGCUACGGUCGAGCUACCGGAUUAUCUCAAAAUGGGAAAAAUUCAAGCUGUGAGGCGUUUUGUUCAGUCACUGAGAAGGCAGACAUCUUUCUUACAUCUUGCACAGACUGCACGACCCGUUUUAGCAAACCAAGAAGUAGUUGAUCACAUGGUCAAAGACAUUGAGAAGUUAGACAGUGGAAACAUUGGAAGACAAACUGUUCACACAAAAACUGAAAAGGACUGCGAGGAUGGGUUUGAUAACGAAUUUCUUCAAGAUUUUGUGGAACUGCUGCGGGAACAAGCUCCCUUGGAGUCGUACGUGGAAUGGUUAGAUAGACUGGUAGAGACAAAGAUCAUUCGGCCUUGCGAAGGCACUGGUGAUGACUUCAAAAGCCGAGCCCAGGAAUUUCUGUUGAGAUGGUCAUUCUUGGGAGCAAGGUUGAUGCACAGUCUUACGCUCAACGCUUCCACGCAUUUCGGUUCAUUUCACCUCAUCAGAAUGCUUCUUGAUGAGUACAUGCUGCUUGUUAUCGAAACAAAAUUCUACAACGAAACAGAGGAGAAACUACAAGAAAUGUUGGACAGGCAUCUCAAAAUGGGUGAAGGAGUCGACAAAGAAAAAUCUCCUCUUCGAGUACAGACCGUUGUGACGAAAACAAAAUUCACGGUUCCUGAUAGCGUUGUACUCAACGGAGGCAAACUGCCUCCUAAGAUCGAAGUCGAAGAACCUGAGUACGCUUGUCGUCCGUCCAAUCGCAACAAACGGACGAAGUCACGUGAUCACGUAAAUGGCGUGAAACUGAGGCCUAAGAAAUUGUCCACUCAUCGCCUGAGCGCAUGCUCUAUGAUGAGUGAACCGAUGUCACCUGCGAUGAAUGGUUUCCCGCCCACACCGCUGGAGUCAACCGCCUUCAUGAUGCCAUCACCUAAGGAGAAUUACUUUCCUGGUCACAAUGGAAUGCCUCAUGCGCCUGUACUCACGCCACCCGUGUCACCAGCGGUUUCGACAGGAUUAGCCAGAAAUGCUCUGGGAAACAGCAACUUUUCACAAGUGACCUACACGGCUUUGGGCGAGAAAAAGCAGCCUUGGGGGUAUACCGUGAGUGGCGAUGUAAACCCUUCAUCUGAGGCAAUUGACAGCCUGGUUGCGCAGCACUUCAAUAACUGUGGGCUCGGUGGGUUCGUAGAGCCAAAUCGGUACCAGGCUCCGACGACUAACGAGAGUUGUUACAUGGCUAGUGGUUAUGAUCACAGCCAAGAGUACGUUGCAAAUGGUAGCAGUCAUUCGUGUCCCUCGCCAUAUCACGCUAUGAUGAAUCAAGCAAACGUUCCUUACCCACACGUAAUGCAAGGCUACUACAUGCCAGUCACGCAACACGCCUCACGGAAUCACGUGGAGCACGUCAGCACAAGCGUAGAAGUCCCUCUGAUGGCCUGUAGUAUGGUGUAUUCUGAAGCGUCUGGAAUGUUGGAUGAGGGAGUCGGGGUCGGGGAACACACGGACGAAAAUGAGGAAUACAUCAACAUGACAGUCCAUAAGCUGUUCAACGGCGACUGUGAGUUGGAAAAGAUGGAUUGUGUAGAUGAACCAGGAAUACUUCCCUCUAUCAAUUCACUUCUUACAGAAGCAGCCAUUUAGAGAUCAUUUAUGAUAGGAAAGGCUUUUUUUUGUGGAAAAAAUGUACAGGAGAAAUCCAUAGCAUAUAUUUACGCGGCCAGCUCAUUAUUCACAGCUUGAACAUGGCAGUUUCGAGUAUAAAUUCAAUCAAUUUUAGGCCCCGUCCACACGUAUCCGGAUAUUUUUGAAUCCGCAACUUUUUCUUUCCGGAUACGGCUAUCGUCCACACGUAUCCGGCGAAUUCGCGAGCAAAUCCCGAUAUUUUUUAAUCCGCUCUCCAGAGCGGAAAUUUUUGAAACCGAUAACAUUUUGGAUACGUGUGGACGGUCGAAUCCGGAUAUUUUCUGAUACGAUGACCUCACAAAAUGGGCGCCGGUGUUUACCGCACAAAGUUAAAAAAUAUCCGGAUACGUGUGGACGGGGCCUUGUUUGAUUAACUUUUCCUCGCACCAGAAAUUCCGUAAGAAAACUAAAAUUGGUUAUUUUGAAACAGCCAUUUUUUUUUUGUUUAAACGUCCCAAAAAAAUCGCCUAAAAUUCCGUAGCUAACCUUAUUAAUUUUAGAAAAAAAAGCUCAGCAUACUUAAGAGAUCAGCAAGUCAAGGAGUACUGAUCGGCAGCUACACUAAUCGAGCUUGUUUUUAACGUACUCCUACUUACCGCAAACCUGUCCAGAAUUUACUUAUAAUUAGAUAUGAUCCAAACGUGAUAGAAAAUCGAGCUCAAAAUCUAAAAAUUCCAGCAAAAAUCUGCAAAGUUAUCGGCUAAAUUAAUGCAUUUCAAUCAUUCGUUUAGAUUACGUUUAUCCCUGUCACGAGAUUCUUUUUGUUAUCACAAUAGCUGAGUAUUCUUAAUAUUUAGAUAGGAAAUUUGACCAUGAUUUUUAAUUUUGAUUUUAGUUGUUAAAUGAUGUAUCACAUAUUUGAUAAUGAGGAUGAAAAUAAUUCUGAGAUGUGCAAAUGGAGAUGAUUGAUAAGAAUUAGAAAUUUCAAUGAGACAUUUUGUAAAAUAAGAAAUAUCAUGAAGCGAUAUAUAUUUUCAUACUGUAGUCUAUUUUUGUAAAUAUUUUAUAUUUUAUAUUGUAUGGCUGUUUUUCUAUAAACACUUUUUUUACGCCGAGUUCAGUUGUAUUACAUGUUGUUUUGUAGACGAAGAGAUCAGGGAAUAUAUUGUUAAUAAAAUUGAGACUUUUAUUGAUUA